AUGCUGGACGGCCUGAAGAUGGAGGAGAACUUCCAAAGCGCCAUCGAGACCUCGGCCCCCUUCUCCUCGCUUUUGGGCAGAGCGGUGAGCCCCAAGUCUGUCUGCGAGGGCUGUCAGCGGGUCAUCUCGGACAGGUUUCUGCUGCGUCUCAACGACAGCUUCUGGCAUGAACAGUGUGUGCAGUGCGCCUCCUGCAAAGAGCCCCUGGAGACGACUUGCUUCUAUCGGGACAAGAAGCUCUACUGCAAGUAUGACUACGAGAAGCUGUUUGCUGUCAAAUGUGGGGGCUGCUUCGAAGCCAUUGCACCCAACGAGUUUGUCAUGCGGGCCCAGAAGAGUGUGUACCACCUGAGCUGCUUCUGCUGCUGUGUGUGUGAGCGGCAGCUGCAGAAGGGCGAUGAGUUUGUCCUGAAAGAAGGACAGCUGCUCUGCAAAGGGGACUAUGAGAAGGAGCGGGAGCUGCUCAGCCUGGUGAGCCCAGCAGCCUCAGACUCAGGCAAAAGUGAUGAUGAAGAAAGUCUUUGCAAGUCAGCCCAUGGGGCAGGGAAAGGGGCUACUGAAGAUGGCAAGGACCAUAAGCGCCCCAAGCGUCCCAGAACCAUCUUGACAACCCAACAGAGAAGAGCAUUCAAGGCCUCAUUUGAAGUGUCCUCCAAGCCAUGCCGGAAGGUGCGAGAGACCCUGGCUGCAGAGACAGGCCUGAGCGUCCGCGUCGUUCAGGUGUGGUUCCAGAACCAGAGAGCUAAGAUGAAGAAGUUGGCCAGGCGGCAGCAGCAACAGCAGCAAGAUCAGCAGAACACCCAGAGACUGAAUUCUGCUCAAACAAAUGGUGGUGGGAACACUGGGAUGGAAGGGAUCAUGAACCCCUAUACUGCUCUGCCCACCCCCCAGCAGCUCUUGGCCAUUGAGCAGAGUGUCUACACCUCAGAUCCCUUCCGACAGGGACUCACUCCACCCCAGAUGCCUGGAGACCAUAUGCACCCCUAUGGUGCUGAACCCCUUUUCCAUGACCUGGAUAGUGACACCUCCCUCAGUAACCUGGGUGACUGUUUCCUAGCAACCUCAGAAGCCGGGCCCCUGCAGUCCAGAGUGGGAAAUCCCAUUGACCACCUGUACUCCAUGCAGAAUUCUUACUUCACCUCUUGAGUCUUCCCCUCAAGUUCUGUGGCUAGGCUCCCAAAUGGAUCAACCAUAUUGUGUGAGGGGUCAGCUGGCUUUAGAACGGGGAUUCCAGGGAAGAGGUGGGUUGGGGGGAGUUUU
Elephantulus edwardii (Cape elephant shrew) is the source of this 1260-nucleotide messenger RNA. RefSeq names its product LIM homeobox transcription factor 1, alpha (gene LMX1A). The transcript is spliced from 8 exons. Gene Ontology annotation, molecular function: RNA polymerase II transcription regulatory region sequence-specific DNA binding; DNA-binding transcription factor activity, RNA polymerase II-specific. Bases 1 to 1146 code for a protein of 381 amino acids. Gene Ontology annotation, cellular component: nucleus. The record is from RefSeq and is a predicted model, not a curated record. NCBI's taxonomy places the organism in Eukaryota, Metazoa, Chordata, Mammalia, Macroscelidea, Macroscelididae. Gene Ontology annotation, biological process: neuron differentiation; regulation of transcription by RNA polymerase II.